AUGAGGCUUUUGGACCUAUUGGCCGGUGUUGAUCUUCCGGACUUCGACAUUGUGCUGAACCAUGGCGACUUGCCGCUCCUGAGGAAGGAGCUGCAGAGGCCACCUUUCUAUGGGCCGAUGGACAAGGAGGCGAGAAUCCCAGCCCCGCUCUUCAGCAUCUGUGCCUCGGAGGACUUUUGGGACAUCCUUUUCCCCAACGUGUGCCGGCCGGCCCUGGUGAACAUGUCCAGUAUGUCUGCGAUACCCUGGGAACAGAAGACUCCAAUUGCCUUCUGGAGGGGCACAGACCGUGGAGCCGUGAACUGGGCCAUCGAGGUGCGCGACAUGUACAAGGGCUCCCCCAGGAAGCGCUUCCUGGACCAAUGGGAGGGGAGCAGCCACUUUGACGUGGCCUUCCUAGAGGAUGACCUGCUCAAUGCCACGGUGGUCAACACCGAUCCCAACUUUGUGCCGUUGGACAGGUGGCCGCGGUGGAAGUAUCUUCUGGACUUGCCAGGCAAUGGCUAUUCGGGCUCCCUGAAGCAGAAGCUGACCGCCAGCUCAGCGGUGCUUUUUCUGAACAACGUGAAUGUGCCUGGUGCGAAACCUGUCUACGAGCACUACCAUGCUGGCCUUCAGGAUGGAGUCCACAUUCUCCUCCUCACCAUGGACAAUGCCGGUCAGAAGGUGCGAGGCAAAUAG
Effrenium voratum is the source of this 681-nucleotide messenger RNA. The record is from the annotation of a GenBank genome assembly. Lineage: Eukaryota; Dinophyceae; Suessiales; Symbiodiniaceae.